Messenger RNA from Closterium sp. Naga37s-1, 1611 nucleotides. The record is from the annotation of a GenBank genome assembly. NCBI's taxonomy places the organism in Eukaryota, Viridiplantae, Streptophyta, Zygnematophyceae, Desmidiales, Closteriaceae.
AUGGAGGCCAUUCGCGCCUCGUCCUCCCUCGCCGCCCGUCAUCCCCUCUGCUACACGCCGCGCCUCCCUCCGCUUCUGCCGUCGUCGCACCGCGUCGCGCCGAGCAGCCACAUCGCCUCCGCGCUGCCGCCCGCCUGCCAUCCGCACUCGCGCGUCGCACCAACCCUCUCCGCCGCUGUCCGAGCGCAACGCCCGUCGCGAUGCCUCUCGUCUCUGGGCCGCGCCGAUCCACGUCCAAUCGCUCUGAGAGCCACCCCGGCCAGCUCCAGGCGGAGAGUGACAAUAGCGGGGGCCGUGGUGGCGGCGACGGCGGAGGCGGGGUCUGCUGAGAGCGAGGGCGACCGUGCGAUGGGCGCGCUGGUGGAGGCGGAGGGCGGCGCCGCGCACGGGAGGGGGCGUAGCGAGAGCAGCGAGGGCAGCGACGGCGGGGAGGGCAGCGAUGGCGGUGAGGGCGGUGAGGGCAGCGACGAGGGUGAGGGCGGGCUGUCGCGGAAGGAACUGCGGAAGGGGCGGCAGGAGCGACGAUUGCGGCUGAUGGAGCCCGAGGCGGUGCAGCAGCGGAGGCGGCAGCAGGAGGAGCGGGUGAUGGCGGCCAUGGCGCCGCUCAGAAAGCGCCCCGCCAACCCCGGUGGGCGCCGCAAGAAGACGGCGCCGGAGGGAGAGGGGGACGCGGGGAAGGUGGAGGGGGCAGCUGGGGAGACGGGAGGGGAGGAGGGGAAGGCGGAAGGAGUGGGUGGUGGUGCAGGGGAUGGGGGAGGUGAAGGGGGGUUGCUGGUGGAGGGGGGGCUGGGAGAGGCGGUAGUGGGUGGUGAAGGCGGUGGAGAGGGGCAGGUGGUGCAGGCGCGGGGGGACAUGGCCGAGGCAAUAGGCUCUGAGCAGCCGCAGCAGCAGCCGCAGGUGGAGGUGGAGGUGGAGGUGGGCGAUGCGGUGGAGGCAAUGAGGGUGCGCGGCGUGCAGUGGUGGAAGGUGGGCACUUUCCGAGGGGGCGAGUUCGAGGCGCAGCAGCAGAUCACCGCCCUCCUGGCCGCACACUGCCCGGGUGAACCGUGUGAGAUAUUCGUGCCGGCCAUCCGCUCCUCGCACCACGCCACCAUAAUGCGCCGGGCAGCAGCGGCCAUGGAGGAGGGCGGCCCCCCUCCACCCCUGGGGGCGGGCAUGCAGCGCAUAGAGCCAUGUGUGCUCUACGUGCGCUGCACCAUGUCCUCCGCCCUCUACAAGCAGGUGGUGGCUCUGGAGCGAGUGAGAGGCUUCGUAGGGGAGGUGGUGGGCAAGGGCAAGUACGGCAACAUGCUGCCGCGUGCCAUCCCGCUGGUGGAGCUGGCGGCCGUGCUGGAGCUCGUGAGGGGCAAGCAGGCCGAGGCCGACCGCCAGGCGCACGAGGCGGAGAGGCUCGCCGCUGCUGCGCAGGCAGGGAAGAAAGGCGCAGGAGGGGCUGGCGCGCAGGAGGAGGCGGGAGGGUCGGAUGGUGAGGGCGAGGUGGGAGCCGCAGCAGCAGUAGGUGGUGUGGUAAGCAGAGGGGCGCGCAUGCGGUCGGCAGUGCUGAUGCCGAUGCUGCCGGUGCCACUUUCAAUGCAGGCAGUGGCAGCAAUGGUGGUGGGGCAGCUGGUGUGA